AUGAAAGCUCUCUUACAAUAAACUAUGUAGUAAAUUAAAUUAGAUUAAGAAUUGAAGAAACUUUUAGCUCAUAGAAGUGAUUCUUAAGAUAUUUUAAUGAAGUAUGAAAUUUGUUUAGUUGUGAUAGAUUAUAAUCAAUUUUUGAAUAGGCACUUGAUGAUCAUACAGAAUUAUAUUGGAAGAAGGAACAUGCUCAUACUAAAACUUAAUUGGAAUGUUCUAUUUAAGAAUGUAUUGCAUUAAGACAUGAUUUAAGAGAAAUGGAUGAGGAUAGAACAGAAAAAUAAAAUAUUAUCAAGGAAUAAAAUAAAUAAAUAGAUGAAUUGUAAGAAGCCUUAGAGGAGAUAGAAUAGAAAUUGAAUAUUAUGCAAGAAAAUGUUUUAUAGUAAAAAUAAGAAUUAGCUGAAGAAUUUGAACAAAAUUUGAAUUAAAUAUAAGAUAGUUAUAAAUUAAAAGAAUAAGAGUAAUUUUAAAAUUUAUAAUAAAAAUUGACAGAAUUAGAAUAGAUUGUAAGUGAUUAAUAGGUUGCUUUAACAAAAGAAAGGGAAUUACAAUAACAUGUUGUUAAGGAUUAUAAAUAGGUAAAAGCAUAAUUGAAAACUGAAUAAGAAACUGUAACACAAUUAAGAUAAUAAAUAUAGAGUAUGAAAAAAACAAAUGAAACUUUAAAUAUUGAUAAAUAAUGUUUGGAAAAUAGAUCAAAAUAAUAGAAAUAAUAAAAUGAAACAUAAUAUAAAUAAAUAAAAUCUUUAGAAACUAAAUUAAUAGAUAUAACUGAAGAAUUAGAAAGAUAUAAGAAAAAGAAUUAAUAAGACUAAGCUAAUUUAAAAACUUAAUAAAAUGAUUAAGAGAAAAUUUAUAAAAGGAAAUUGAGAAAUUAUAAAUUAAAGGUGGAUGAAAUAAAGAAUAAAAUCAAAUAAAAUUUGUAAAAAAUAUUUUCAAGUCUAAAAUUGGACAUGGAAACAUUUAGAUUAUAAAUUUUAAAAGAAUUAUAAUUAGUUUCAACAUAAACUUGUUAAAUAGUAUCUAAAUAAUUGAAAUUAGAUUAUGAUUCAACAUAAAGAGAAUUCUCUGAUAAAAUGGAAUAAAUUCGAUAUUCUAUGUAAGCUCAUUUUAAAAACACUUUAGAAAAGCAAAUUUAAGAAUUUGAAUCUAAAGAAAUGCAAAUGAAAAAUGAAUAUGAAUUAAUCAUAAAAACUUUAAAAUCAUAAAUUUAAGGUCUUGAAGAUGUCUAAAAAGAUUUAGAAAGAGAAAUUUAAUAAAAAUAAACAGAAACUUAAGAAAAUUAAUUAAAUUUAUAAGAAAAAAUAGAAUUAUUAAUUGAAUAAUAAAAAUAACUAGAUGAACUAUCAAAUCAAGCAAAAGAUUAAUUAAAUUUAUUAAUGGAAUAGGAAGAAUAGAUUAAAGAAUUGAAGGAAUAAAAUGAAAAAUAUACUCGUAAAACAAUAUAAUAUGAAGAUUAUGUAAGUAAAUAAGCAAUUUUAUAUUAAACCUAAAAGGCAGAAGAAAAAAUGUAUAAAAAGUAAUAUGAAGAUGUUGCAGAAUCAAAUUAACAUUUAAAAAAAUAAAUUAAAAUUUUAUAAGAACAAUUACAAAGUGAUUAAUUUGCAAUAAAUAAACUAAAAACUUAAGUUUCUUCAGCAAAAUUAAAUAAUAUUAAAGAUGUUGAAGAAAGACAUUUAAUAAGACUAUAAAAUAUAAGAAAAAUCUGA
Paramecium pentaurelia is the source of this 1712-nucleotide messenger RNA. Lineage: Eukaryota; Ciliophora; Oligohymenophorea; Peniculida; Parameciidae. The record is from the annotation of a GenBank genome assembly.